AUGCAUCACCAGUCAGAUCGCGGCUCGCAUGCUAUGGAACUCGACCCGUCGGAUGCCGACUCAGCAUAUGAUGGCUCGAUAAGCAAUCAGAGCUACACUGAGAGCAUCACAUCUACUUCGUUUGAUUACCAAUAUGAGCCCAACGAUGAGCAAGAACAGGACCGUCUUGAUCUAAGUCAUCAUAUCUAUUUAAUGCUGCUCAAAGGGGAGCUAUGUCUGGCACCAGUCAAAAAUCCAGGUCGGGUAUUAGACCUUGGGACCGGGACUGGAAUUUGGGCCCUUGAUUUUGCAGACGAUAAUCCCGACUCGGAAGUCAUUGGUAUUGAUCUGAGUCCCAUACAGCCCGCAUGGGUACCACCGAACUGCCGGUUCGAAGUGGAUGACUUUGAAGAAACAUGGACUUAUAGCCAAAAAUUCGACUAUAUCCAUGGACGAGAGAUGGAAGGCAGCAUUCGUGACCACGAUACAUUAUUCGAGCGAGCGCUCGAAAAUUUGAAUCCAAAUGGCUGGUUGGAAAUGGCCAGCAUGGAGGUGAACUCUUACUCAGAUGACGAUACCCAUCUCCAAGCGCCAAAUAUACUAGAAAUCGGGAAGAACCUGCACACAGCUUCAAAACUUUUCGGAAAGGAUAUGUCAUCUAUAUCAAGCUGGAAAGAGCGCAUGGAGAAGGCAGGAUUUGUCAACGUCAAAGAAGAAAUACUCAAGCUCCCUCAAAGUCCAUGGUCCAAGGACCCAAAGCUCAGAGAGCUCGGAAAGUACCACCAGCUGAACAUGCUUGAGGCUAUGCCUCCAUAUAGUUAUGCUCUGUUCACUCGCUUGCUUGGCUGGAAUCGCGUACAGAUCGAAGUACUGCUAGCAGGUGUACGUCGCGAGCUUAAAGACCUUUCGCUUCACCUUUAUACAAACGUACACAUUAUCUACGGGCAAAAACCUGGAUAA
Messenger RNA from Penicillium cosmopolitanum, 939 nucleotides. Its product is annotated as class I SAM-dependent methyltransferase. The transcript has 10 exons. The record is from RefSeq and is a predicted model, not a curated record. Lineage: Eukaryota; Fungi; Ascomycota; Eurotiomycetes; Eurotiales; Aspergillaceae. Gene Ontology annotation, molecular function: methyltransferase activity. The coding region runs from base 1 to 939 and encodes 312 amino acids.